Messenger RNA from Eublepharis macularius, 942 nucleotides. Its product is annotated as olfactory receptor 14C36-like. Gene Ontology annotation, molecular function: olfactory receptor activity; G protein-coupled receptor activity; odorant binding. Gene Ontology annotation, biological process: G protein-coupled receptor signaling pathway. The record is from RefSeq and is a predicted model, not a curated record. Gene Ontology annotation, cellular component: membrane. The coding region runs from base 1 to 942 and encodes 313 amino acids. NCBI's taxonomy places the organism in Eukaryota, Metazoa, Chordata, Lepidosauria, Squamata, Eublepharidae. The transcript has a single exon.
AUGUCCAAUCAAACAACAGUCACCCAGUUCUUCCUGUUGGCAUUUUCUGACCUCCUAGAGCUCCAGAUUUUACAUUUUGUGGUGUUUCUUUCCAUUUAUGUGGCAACUCUACUGGGGAACUUCCUUCUCAUCUUGGCAGUAGCCCAGAAUCCCAAGCUUCAUAGCCCCAUGUAUUUCUUCUUAGUCAAUUUAUCAUUAUCAGACAUUUGUUAUAUCUCUGUCACCAUCCCCAAAUCCAUGGCCAUUUCUUUGACAAGCAAUACACUAAUUUCUUUCUCUGGUUGUGCCAUCCAAGUGCUUUCCGUUGCCUUCUGUGCAACUGCUGAGCUGACCUUUCUCUCUGUUAUGGCUUAUGACCGCUAUGUUGCAAUCUGUCAUCCUCUGCAAUACACAAUGAUCAUGAACUGGAAUGCCUGCUUUCAAAUGGCAGCUGCUGCUUGGAGUGCCAGCAUAAUAAAUUCUGGGGUACAAACUGCAAAUACCUUUAGAUUAUGUUUUUGUGGGUCUACAGUAGCACAAUUUUUCUGUGAUGUACCCCUAUUAUUGAUGCUUUCUUGCACUGAUACAACAGCCAAUAUAUGGUGUAUGGUGGGGUUUGCACUUACUCUGGGAUCAUUUUGCUUCACUUUAAUAUUAUUUUCUUAUGUAUUCAUCUUCUCUACAGUGUUAAAGAUCCAGUCAGCUCAAGCCAGAUACAAAACCUUUUCUACCUGCACUCCACACUUGACUAUAUUUAGUUUGUUCAUUUCUACGAUCGUGUUUUCUUAUUUUAGACCCAAAUCCUUAUCUUCACCAUUAGUGAACCAGCUAGCUGAUGUUUUGUAUGCAGUUUUGCCACCCCUCAUGAAUCCCAUCAUUUAUAGCCUGAGAAACAAAGACAUCCAAGUGGCCAUGCAGAAGCUGUCAAAGAAAGUGUUUGGAUCUUAUUGGAUGUUCCGAUAA